This is a messenger RNA of Schistosoma turkestanicum, 273 nucleotides long. The record is from the annotation of a GenBank genome assembly. NCBI's taxonomy places the organism in Eukaryota, Metazoa, Platyhelminthes, Trematoda, Strigeidida, Schistosomatidae.
AUGAUAUCGGACGACAAAUUGGAAUGUACUGAGGAAAAUUCAAAACCCGAAUGCUUAGAUUCACACAAUUUUGAUGACCCUUCUUUACCGUUAUCAUUGGAUGACGGUGAAAAGUUAAAGCCUUCAGAUGCAUUAAAGUUCGAGAGUGGGACAGAUGAAUCAUCAUCUUUCACUGAACUAAUUGAAUCCUUGAGGACAAAAUGUAAAACUUAUGAAGUAAGUGUACGCAUAAUUUCAUUUUGUGAUACUGAGAAUGAUUUGUUUCUCGUUUAA